Blepharisma stoltei is the source of this 12085-nucleotide messenger RNA. NCBI's taxonomy places the organism in Eukaryota, Ciliophora, Heterotrichea, Heterotrichida, Blepharismidae. The record is from the annotation of a GenBank genome assembly.
AUGUCAGUUCUAUGAACUCCUAAGACUUUGACUUCAAAAAGUCUUACAAAAAAGAAGGAUCAGAAAGAUAUCAGGCUCACAAAGUCUGAACCGCUAGAAAUAUUUCCUCCAGAAAUUGUGUUUAAAGAUAUAGAGCCUGACCAAACUUAUGAAGUUACAGUUAGUGUGCGUAACCUCUGCUCAGUUGUGAGAAGAAUUCGAUUUAUUCCUCCAAAAACUUCGAAAUUCUUAGCAGAAUACGAGACACUUGGAGCAAUUGCAGGCGGCACUCAAACUAACAUCGUUAUUUCUUUCGAAACUGAUCAUGUCGCUGAUUUUCACGAUGAAAUGACAAUAAUUUCAGAAGACUCUACUUAUACUCUUCUCCUUCACGCCUACCAGCCUUCUCCAGAAAUCGCAUUUGAACCUUUCAUCAAUUUAGGUUUAACUUCUGUUUACAAGUCAAAAUCUACUCUUAUCCUCUUCAGAAACGAAGGCAGCCGCCAAGGCAAAAUUAGUUUGAAUUAUGACAAAAACAUCAGCCCAGAGCUCGUUAUUGAGCCAGAAAACUUUACCCUUGAUCCAAGGAACGAAAUUGACAUAAAAUUCACUUACACUCCCAGAGAAGUAGGAGUUUUUAGAUGCCCUGUAGAAGUCAAUGUAGAAGGUCAAGAAAAAAUAAGGCACAUCGAUGUGAACGGAACUUGUGUAGAACACCAAAUGUCGAUUGUGGCAGCAAACGUGGACAAGUUGAAUUCAGAUUCAGACAUUGGUCUUGGGAAUAACAUGGCAGUAACGACUAAUUUAAAUUUUGGGCACAUGUAUCAUGGAGAAAUGAAAUCACUCGACUCUUAUUUGGUAAAUAAUGGACCUGUUAAGGUUCAUUUUUCGAUUAGAUUUAUUUUAGGGUCUGAAGAAGAAGCAGAAUCGGACCAACUUGUAUACACCCCUCAAGAACAAGCUAAGCAAGAGCUUAAAAGAGUAAUGAAAGCAGAGCCUAGCCAUGGGAUUGUUGACGCUUACUCCCAGCUUCAUAUUUUAUUUACUUGCCACAGCAAAGUCCUAGACAAAGUCAAGGGCCAUUCUUCCAAUAUGAUGGAAAAUGGAAAUGCAGCAUCAGGUGACAUGAAUGCAUCUUAUAUAGUAGAUAACAUGAUUAACUACUUUUACACAGCAAUUUUCAACUUCCAAGAACUUGAUAGUAAACUUCCUCUCCAACUUCAAGCUACCGCUGUAAUUCCAAAUAUCAAAGUUUCACAAAAUGCAGUGUUUUUCCCACAGUGUGCAGUGAACGACAGAAGAGAUGUGCUAUAGCUUUUUCGGGUAUUUGCGUUGAAAGCGAUGAGGUUUGGGAUUGACGGCGAAGCCUAUUUCCUAUACAAAACGGGUUUGCGGCGCAAGAAGAAAAUACUGAGUACCUUAACUAGGUCGAUAAAUGCUAGAUUUGCUUUUUUUAAAACCACUAAAGUGUUAUAAGAUUCCUUUGUCGUAAUUGCCUGCUGCUUGAGAAAGCAAGAACUUUGUUACUUUUACCUCCUGGCCCGUUUGAGAUUGGUGUGUUGAUUCCAUUUUAUUAAAAUUUUGACAAAUCUAAUUUUUUUAGCUAGCCAUUUUAAAAUUGAAAUAUUAAAUAUGGAAUCUGACGACACACUCAUUACUAUGAACCAAAUUCCUCUAAUUUUACGAUUUGUGAAUUCAAAUUCAAGUAUGAUUAUGUUUAAUCAAUCCUGAUCUAUUCGGCCUUAUUCAAAUCCAAAAUAACAGAAUCUGAUUGUCAAGUUUAUCUCAAAGUGAAAUGUUUAGCUCAACAGAAUUUACUCUUAAAAUAAAAAGAAGUAUUGAGCUAUUCAUCGAAAUUUUAUUAAGUGCAAACGCGGAAAGUAGAUUCAAGCAGCCCUGCAAGUGCUCAGGCUCUAGAACAAUUUGAAGAAAAAUCUCCAGUAGAAUUUAGAGAUAAAUGCAUUUCAAGAUGGUGAUAUAUAUUGGGCUUGGAUAAAUAGUACAUGAAACUAACUUUUCAGCUAAGCAAAAGUGCAAAACGCGGAAAGCAGGUUCUAGCAGCCCUACAAGUGCUCAUGCUCCAGUAGCAAUUUGAAGAAAAAAAUCUCCAGUAGAUUUUAGAGAUAAAUGCAUUUUAAGAUGGUGGUGUAUAUUGGAUCUGGAUAAAUGGUACAUGAAAAAAACAUUUCAGCUAAGAAAAAAGUGCGAAACGCGGAAAGCAGAUUCGAGCAGCCCUACAAGUGCUCAUGCUCCUGUUGUAGUUUGAAGUAAAAUCUCCGGUAGAAUCUAGAGAAAAAUACAUUUCAAGAUGGCGUAAGUCAAGAUGAGAGUACAUACAAAAUGGUUCAUGAAAAAACCCUUCAGCUAAGAAAAAGUGCAAAACGCGGAAAGCAGAUUCUAGCAGCCCUAAAAAUGUUCAUGCUCCAGUAGCAAUUUGAAGGAUAAUCUCCAGUAGAAUUUAGAGAAAAAUGUAUAUUGGAUCUGGAUAAAUGGUACAUGAAACUAACUUUUCAGUGAAGAAAAAGUGCGAAACGCGGAAAGCAGAUUCUAGAAGCUCUACAAGUGCUCAUGCCCCUGUAGCAAUUUGAAGGAAAAUCUCCAGUAGAUUUUAGAGAACAAUGUAUUUCAAGAUGGUGUAAGUCAAGAUGAAGUACAUAAAAAAAUGGUACAUGAAACGAACUUUUCAGCUAAGCAAAAGUGCGAAACGCGGAAAGCAGAUUCGAGCAACCCUACAAGUGCUCAUGCUCCAGUAGCAAUUUUAAGAAAAAUCUCCAGUAGAAUUUAGAAAAAAAAUGUAUUUCAAGAUGGUGUAAGUCAAGAUGAAGUACAUAAAAAAUGGCACAUGAAACGAACUUUUCAGCUAAGUAAAAGUGCGAAACGCGGAAAGCAGAUUCUAGAAGCCCUACAAGUGCUCAUUCUUCAGUAGCAUUUUGAAGAAAAAUCUCCAGUAUAAUUUAGAGAUAAAUGCAUUUCAAGAUGGUGGAAGUCAAGAUGCGAGUCCAUACAAAAUGGUUCAUGAAAAACCUUUUCAGCUAAGAAAAGUGCGAAACGCAGAAAGCAGAUUCAAGCAGCCCUACAAGUGCUCAUGCUCCUGUUGUAAUUUGAAGGAAAAUCUCCAGUAGAAUUUAGAAGUGCAAAACGCGGAAAGCAGAUUUUACUAUCCCUACAAGUACUCAUGCUCCAGUUGUAAUUUUAAGAAAAAUCUCCAGUAGAAUUUAGAGAAAAAUAAAAUGCAAGAUGGCAGUGCAUAUGCAAGAUGGUGCAAUAAAAUGUAAGUGCAUACAAAAUGGUACAUGAAACGAACUUCUCAGUUAAGAAAAAGUGCGAAACGCGGAAAGCACAUUUUAGUUUUCCUACAAGUGCUCAUGUUCCACUUGUAGUUUAAAGAAAAAUCUUGAGUAGACUUUGGAGAAAAAUAAAAAAAAAUAGCAUAAUUAAAAUUAAAAAAAUAUACACUUUAAAGAAAAAAUAAAAACCUUGAUUAAGAAAAAUUGAGUCUUUUAGCUCAAUAAUUCCUCUAAUAUUAAGACUUAUAGCUUCAGAAGGAUUUUUAUCUCCAUGGGUUAAAAUUUAAUAAUGUAGCCCCCAAAAUAAUUAAUAUUUCAAUUUUAAAAUGACAUGUUAAAAAAAUUUAGGUUUGUCAAAAUUUUAAUAAAAAUGGAAUCAACACACCAAUCCCAAGAAAGCAGGAGGCAAAAGUGACAAAGGUCUUGUUUUCUCAAGCAGAAGGGAAUCACCACAAAGGAAUCUUAUGUGCACUUCUAGCUCAUAUCAGAUACUUCCUUCCCGAUAUCUUUCUAUACUCUACUAAGUAUGUUUCUUCUUGCGCCAUUCGACCCGUUUUGUAUAGGAAAUAGGCUUCGCCGUCAACCCCAAACCUCAUCGCUUUCAACGCAAAUACCCGAAAAAAGCUAUAGUUAAAAUAGAAAACAUGAAUGACGAGCUAUCGGUAGAUUUCAGCUUUAACCAGGUUUCUCAAUUCUCGGUUGACCCUGCAAAAGGUGUAUUACUCCCACUCCAAAGCAAAUCAAUAAAUUUUUCCUUUAUUCCUAAAAACCUUGGAAUUUUCCAUUCAGUCAUGACCCUUCAUUUUAUAAAAGAAGCUUAUAAAGUUCCUAUUCAUCUUUAUGGUAAAUCCACUGGAAUAUCUGAAAAAGGCAAAGAAAUCAGAGGACCUGAAAGCACUGUCAAGGAUUUUGAGCCUGCAAGAAAAUACGUGAGCGAAAGCGACCUUGCAAAUAUGCAUAAAACGAAGGUAAAAACAGAAGGAGAUACACUUAAGACUGAUUAUUCUUUACAGAUGGACCAAGCAAUACUUCAGGAUUUUGUUAAAAAGCAAUAUGUCGACUUCUUAAGAACACAAAGAAAAGAACGCUUAGCGAAAGAAAAGCAAAACGAGCUACAGAGGACUGGAAAAAUAGUCCCACUUACUAAAGAAGAAAUGGAAAAAGAUCCAGAUCUUGGUAUCAGUCGCGAUCUGCUAAAAGAGCCUAUGCUUAGCCUUCCGAACGCCUCAGAUCAGCUAUUUGUAAACAAGCAAAUUGGGCUAUACGAAAAUUCCCACAGCAACGACAAUAUGCACGAUCCUGACCGUGCUAUAAAAAAUGUGAGGAAAAAAGCCAUUGACCGCAAAAAAUUCAAAGAAGUCCCUUACUCACUUACACCAACUAAGCAGGUCGAAAUUAGAGAAUGCUCAAAAAAACUGUCAGCAGAAGAGCUGCAAUUUAUAUCAGCAGGGCCAAAAAACCUUGAUUUUGGGAAGGUUGUGAUGAACUCUCCUUCAUUUAAGUGGUUUAGUAUUGCUAACGAUUUAAAGCAUAACAUCUUUGUAGAGCUGGUCUCAGCUGUUUCAGAAAUUAAUACUAUGGAGCCAAAUUCAUUGGUGAUCCCACCAGGACUUAAAGGAGGCUUUAAGCUUGGGCUGCUUUCAUCAAGAGCCCAAGAAUUAGAAGGGAUUGUUACUUAUAAAAUCAAUGGAGAGCAUACUUUUAACUUCAGGAUUAUAGCAAAGGUAGAACCAGCUGAACUUAGAAUAUCAAAGAACUAUUUGAAGUUUGUAUUUGAUGAUGAUAAUAUGGAAGAAAGCUUAUGCGAAAAACUUUUCGUCGAAAAUGGCUGCAACGCUGAUACAAGAUUUGCUUGGGUUGUCCCACCGAAUUCAAAUUUUGAAGUAGAGCCUCUUGAAGAUUUGGUGGAAGCAGGAAAAACGAGACCAGUGAUCGUCAAGUUUACGCCUUCUAUAGGAGCAAAUAGGAAUGAUGAAGAAAAUUUAGUAAUGAAAGUACAAAAUGGGGAGAAAUGCACACUCAGAUGCAAAGGGGAAUUCACUGAAGCUAAAUGCCAAUUUUUGCAAAAGCAGCUGGACUUUGAAGUAGUAGCAGUUGGUAUCAAGCAUGAAAAGUCUGUCACAAUAAAAAAUCUGUUGAGAUCCACAGCUAUUUAUCAUAUCAAAAAAUGCCCCACAGAAAUUCGACGAGCUCAGAAAAUGAUUUGGGUUAGAAUGGCACCUUUAAGGUUAUAAUCUCCACCAUCUGGAGUCAUUACCCUUCUAGAAAAUACCAUUCCCUAAGAUCAGGAAUCCGGUAGGAAAAGCCACCCGGAUCUUGCUUCGAUGAGAUAACUGGGAUAUUUUCACCAGGGGAAACCAAAACUCAUAAUUAAAAUAUGCAAGAGAUGAAUUUUCAGUCAGGAGACCAGGGAAAUUUGAGUGACGCGAUAUUUUAAUUAUGCCCAACAGAAAUAACUGUAACCCCAACUAGAGGGAAAAUUUCAGGAGAUGGUAGGGCAAACCUGAAAAUCGAGUUUUGCAGUUUCGAAGAGCAAGAACUCCAUGGAGAGCUUGAAGUCUUAAUUAGAGGUGGAAAGCCCCUUGUCCUUUCUAUUCAUGCUUCUGCAAUUAUACCAAAGGUCUACAUUCAAGAGCCAGAAAUUGACUUCGGAGGGGUAACUUACAAAUGCAGUGCUUAUCGAAAGUUCACAGUGGUCAAUGAAAGCCCAAUUGCUUGUGUUCUUUAUAUUAGCCUUCAGGAGCACCCAGAAUUUGAAGUAUCAUUACCAGCUGACCACCUUGGAGAAGGGGAAUGUGAAAGCACAGUGCUCAUGGGAGCUGCUUCAGAUCGAGGGAAUCCGUUUGUACUUAGAGAUGAGCACGAUGAGCUGGAAGAUAUCAAAAUGGAGGCUGGAAUGCAGGAAGAAGAUGACUCUGAAGAAGAGGAAGAGGAGGUGGCAAGAACUUUUAGGCUAAAUCUUCAUCCAAGCACAUCAAUUACACUUCAACUUAAAUUUACGCCUAGUGAUACUGAAACCUAUUUAUUUGAUUUGCCUGUUAUGAUGGCUGGAGUAAAUGAGACAUUAAAAUCCUUAACCAGACCUGUGUCUGGAGAAGGGCUGCAGCCGAAAUUCUUAAUAGAGCCUGCUAUAGUUGACUUCAAAAAGAAAUACAUCACAGCUGGAGAAAAGUCCUUCCCCGACUACAAAGACGUGAUAUUUUCAAAUCCUGACAUUUAUCCGCUGAGAUGGAAGCUUGAUACUUCUACUAUCGACUCAACCAAAAUCUUUACCAUAAGACCGCUUGAAGGGUAUCUGGAGCCAGCUGCUUCAGUAACAGUUAGAGCAAGCUUUAACCCAAAUCAAGCUAUUGAUUAUGAAGAAAAAAUUAAUUUGUUCAUUGACAACUCAACAGAACCUUACUUAACGCUUACUCUUAGAGGAGAAGGUUCAAUCCCACGCAUCUCAUUUGACAGGCGGUAUGUGAUUCUCCCUAUAACUCCUCUGGGGAUUUCUUCAAAAUCUAUCUUCAAAAUCAAUAAUGAGGGCUAUCAAAAUGUAGAAUUAAAAUACCGGCUUCCAAAAGAUGCAGGCAGAAUUCCAUUGCAAUUAAAUUUCCCUGAUGGCCAAACUUUAGGAUCGACAAAACAAAAAAUCCCAGUGGAAGUUAUCUUUAAUUCUGAUCGUGCCUUGUCAUUUACAGCGAAUUUAGACUUUUUUGACAAUGAAGGAAAUAAAUUCACGAUAGCAAUUUCAGGAACAGCUGAUAAUUGCUUGUUUACGUCUUUUCCCUUUAUUCAAAGUCAUCAAGAAGAUAUCAGAUUUAAUGUUGAUGAAAACGGAGCAAUGAAACUAGAGUUCGAAGAAGUCUCAGAUGGAGAUGAAGCUUCAGGAAGAUGGGGAACUGGAGGCCCAGCCGGAGCUCCCAGAACAAGUGCAGCGAGCUCGGUGUAUUCCAGGUCUGCUAAAAGCAUCGUAGGAUAUCAGCCUGUCCCUCAAUUUUUGCUAGAAAAAGGGUUAGACCACUUGAAUAGAUGGCUAAACCACAGUGUCCUCAGUUCUACCAUUAACAAAUUCCCUGAUGAUUUUGUGAAUCAGCAUGGUGCGCCACUUUAUGAGCUGGUUUUUGCACUGUCAGGCAAAUACCCACCAGGGCAAGUUAAAAAUCCGAAUUCCUUGGCCCCGAAAGAACUUGCAAGACAGCUUUUUAAGCAAUAUGACGACUUAAUUGAGUAUUUGAAGAGAAAUGGAGCAAUGCUAAAUACGCUUAGACCUGAGUUCUUAUUAAGCCAAAAUGACUUUGCAAGGUUUUUAAAGUCUACGCCGCUAGAACUCCAGCUAAGGCCUAAACAAAUCCAGCAUCGGUGGCCAUAUCUUUCUAUGGAUUCUUGGACAACCUUGAUUUUUCAAAUUGUUAAGCUGUAUCUACUCAAUAGGGUGACACCUAAAAGCUUCAAAAACUUACCUGGAAUGAACCCAGAAGAAGCAAACAUCGAUGCAGGGAUGACUAGUUCCAACAUUUACUCUGUGUCUGAAUGCAUUUUACUUAAGUGGCUAAGCUAUCACUAUGAGUGCAUUCAUCCGCACACUCCGAAGAAAAUUUCCAACUUUGAGUCUGAUUUGUCUGAUGGCACAGUGAUCUCUUCUGUCAUCCAAUCUCAUAUAGGGAAUGUCAAGGCUUUAGGCAAUAUCAAAGUCAACCCUAACAGUGAAGAGCAAAGAAGCCAAAACUGCGAAAAAGUAAUAGCAGGGCUCAGUGAAAUAGGCUUGCCCACCCACUUCACUGCAAAUGAUUUAGUUCGUCCUAGUGCGCGAGAAGCUUUGCUAUUUGUCUUGCAGCUAUAUCAGGGACUUCCCCACUAUAUUCCUAAAUGUAAAAUUAUUUUUUCAUGCCCGCUCAGCGAAAAAAUUGUUAAGAAUAUUGAACUUACCAACCCGUCUAACAAAUCUGUGAAUUAUUGGGUUAGAAUUGAAGGUAGCUCUGACUACACAUUUGAAGCGCAGGAGUCAAUAACACUUCCAUCAAAAUCAACAGUCCAAUUCCCAGUUACUUUCCAAAGCAGAGUGACUGUUCCGGUGCAAAAAGCCAAGCUAAGCUUCACAAACCGAACUACAGAUGGCGGUGCUCAGGGUGCAGCUCUUGUUUUCGAGUUAAUUUCUGACGUAAAGGCGCCUAUAAAUGUGAUGCAAAUAGACUUUGAAACUCCACUUUAUAAGCUGUUUAAUAAAGAAGUAGAAAUAAAAAACAAUUAUUCCCAAGAGGCAGAAUUCGUGAUCCAGCUAAAUCCAAUUGAAGAUGCACCAAAGAAACCUCCUGCAAAUAAAAAGAAAGGCCCACCCGAACCUCCUCCUCUGCAAUUUCCGCCAGCUUUUUAUAUUAAAAAUGAGAAAGUAAAAGUCAAGAAAAACUCAGUUAGCUUCAUAGGUGUCCAGUUUUUACCUUUCGAAAUGAAAACCCAUAAAGCUGAACUAAUUUUGUGCGACGAAAAGGUAGGAGAAAUUCAUUACUUGCUAGUCGCGAAUGUGAGUAUGCCAGAAUCGCAACUGAUUACGAUGAAGCAGGAAAUGGGUGACUCCAUGCAAGUUGUGGUGCCUUUGAAGUCGAAGAACGAGCAGCUGGAAUUUGCGAAGUCAAAAUGCAGGGAAAGAUACCAAGCUUCACACAAGACUCGAGAAAGAGAUACUUUGAAUGAAAUCUUUAAGAAACUGCACACAGAAGACACAAAUGUGUAUGAUAUUGUCUUGAGCUCUCCUUUCUUUGGAGGCCCUAACACCAUUUCUUUAACAGAGUUCAGCAAAAGUAAAGGUGGUAAAGGAGGGCUUGAUACUUCACAAGUAAGUGACGUCUCCAAGCAAGAAAUUUCCUUGCAAAGAAGCAAGAAAACGCCAAGUAGAAGCUCGCAUACUAGCCAAGCACCUGCAGGGAAUUCCUCUUCUGGACAAGAUGCACAAAAUAAGCUCCAGCUCAGCUUUUCUCCAAAGACUCCAGGCGAAUAUCCUUGCUUUGUAACCUUAACAUCAACUAGAAAAACUGACAUCAGAAUAUAUGAAAUCGUUGUAGCCGUAAAGCCAAAGAAAAAUGUGGUCACGCUAGAGAUGACUGCUCCAGCUAGAGGUGAGGUGAAGCAAGACAUCCCAAUUAUAAAUAACUCAGACAAAGAUUGGCCAGUCAAAGUAAGCUUAACCCAAGAUGCUAAAGAAUUCAGUGUUUCUAAAGAUUUCGUGGUAAGAAGAAAAUCAACUGGGUAUUGUCCAUUAGUUUUCAAGCCGAUUUGGACUUGUGAUGUAAAAGGAAAGCUGCUGCUCGAUAUCCCACUUACAGGAGAUCUAUAUGAGUUUAACCUCAGAGGGAUUGGAGAAGAACCAAAUGCUGAAGAGCAUAUGACAAUUGACUGCAAGGUCAAGGAAACUUAUUAUCAGCUGAUUCCUAUUAUGAAUCCAAACGAUUUCCCAGUUGUUUAUAAGGUGGAAUCUGAUUUAGUAAUUGCUUCUGGAGACCCACAAAUACAAGUUCCUGCCAAAACUAAAGGACAAUAUGAGCUUCAAGUAAAGCCAAUACAAAGUGGCAUGUACUCUGGAGCAAUUACAUUUUAUGAUAAUCAAGGCAAAUUUUAUUGGUAUAAACGCCUCUACGCUUGCGAGCUCUCAAGUCCAGAUGCCUCCUAGGAGAUCCGAGGAUUGAUUUAUUAACUUAUACUGGUGAAGACUAUCCUCAAAUUUGGUAAAUCUACAUUAUCAGAUGGAUUUAUCAAUUUGAGGGUUGGCUUAACCAAUCCUCAGCUCUCAGAGACAUAGGACUAUGGAAAUCCAUAAGUGUGGAGAUGCUAUAUACACUAGAAGUUAGAGCCCAAGAACCUGAGCCUGAAGAUGAAAAAAUAUUGAUGACUCAGUGCAGAAAAGCUGUCGAAUUAAAACUUACUGUUUAUAUUCUUUGACUACUUAUAUUUAGCAUAUUAUAUCAAAAUUGUUUUGCUUAUAUUCUAUAUGAAUAGAGUAUUUCACUAUCAUGCUAUUUUUAAAAUUAAUAAAAAUGAGAAUAAUCCAUAUCCAGAAAACACUACUUUUGAAGUCAACAUCCAAGGCCAUGGACUUAUGGGUGAUAAUAUGUUUUAUGUUGCUGCUAAGGAGCUAGGCACUUAUGAACUCCUCUAUUCUCCACUACUCCCUGGUGAAUCAUAUGGAACGAUUUCCUUCGUCAGCGAAAAAACUGGUGAAUUUUGGUACAAGCUUAAACUGAUUGCUUUGCCACCUGAGCCAUUUGAAUUAGAAAUUUUUGAAUGUGAACUUGGGAAAUCAGAAACCCAGCACAUAGCAUUAGAGAACCCUACAAAUGAAGAAGUCAUUUUAGACUACAGCUGCUCUAACCCUCUAAACUUUGAGUUGGUCCCUGAGCGAAUCAUUCUACCUCCUUAUGAAACAAUAGAAGCUACAGUCAAGUAUUCUCCUUCUACACUCAAGCAUGUAGAAACUGGCGAAAUCAAGCUCAGCAGCAAAGCUCUUGGAGACUGGAUCUUCAAACUGAGAGGCAAAGGACGUCCACCUACACUUAUGGAGCCUCUUGAGAUUGCUGCGACUAUUGGAGAAACAAGCUCUACACAGAUUACAUUUAAAAAUCCAUUUAGGGAAAACAUUACGAUUUCUAUUGCUUUAGAAGCCAGUGAGAACGUAUUCCAACUGCUUGUGAGGAAAAAUAAAUAUGCAAUAGGGCCUUUAGGAUCAUUGCUGAUUCCUGUAGCUUUUAUUCCAACAUCAAUGGAUGAGCACACUGCUGUUCUGCUAGUAUCGAUUACAGAUGAAUUGACUUGGAGAUACCCGCUUAAAGGCAUCACUGAGAAUGCUUCUACACGCAUUGACUACUCUUUCAAGACCAAGUGCAGAACUUCAUUAGAAAUGCCACUAAAUAUUGUUUUGAAUGAUUUAUAGUGAGUUAGAGAGACUAAAUAUUAUAUACGAAAAUUUUAAAUUAUUUUUAAUAGAUUUAUUCGCAGCUAUCAUUGCAUUUAGUGUUCCCAAAAGGCAUAUAUCUAUUAUUAGUAAAUAUAGGCAAAUAUCUUAUUUUCAACUAAAAUAAUAAAAUUAGCAGAGAGGCAUAGUCGAUCUUACAGAAGAAGAAAAUUUCACCAAUGAAAUUAACGUUAUAGACCAGGCUGUCAAACAUUUCGUCGACAAAAGCUUGCAGAUUGAAACUCACAAAAACAUUAUUUCAAGCCCAGCAGAAGCUUUAGAAUUUUCUGUAAAAUUCGAGCCAUUACGGCCAUUUAAGACACAAGUUGAGCUUUUAAUCUACAAAGGAUCUGGAGGAAGAUGGAAAUAUAAUAUCAUGCUUGAAGCUCUUGAUCCAGAUAUUGAUGACACAAUCAAUAUAGAAUCUCAAAUAAACAAAACAACCAGCAUUGCCUUCAAGCUAACCAACCAAUUCAAAGCUUUUGCUGAGUUUGAAGCAUUUUUCACCCCAGAAAGUGAUUCUUGUUUUGCGAUUCAGCCCAAUCAAGGUAUUUUAGAGCCAUAUGGAAGGGAAGGGACAACUUUUAUAGUGUCGUUUACUCCUGUUGAGUAUGGAGCUCCUAAGGUAGGGAAGCUUGUGAUUCAGACAGAAGAUAUGAUGUGGACUUAUCUUGUUAAAGGAUCCCAUCCUCGCUAUCAACCUCCUGAAGCUAGCGGUGGCAGAAUUGAUAAUAGGCUUCAGAGAUCGAUACAGCCACAGCAGAGCUCAAAGAAAAACUUCAUAAAGAAAAACAUCAAGGGACUGUCGCCGACUAGGUCAAAGAUGGAGUCUUCAAUGAAAUCUUUAUCCCCAACAAGAAAGGCACCAUCUCAACAAAGAAUAACAGAAAUUUAA